Molecule: messenger RNA, 882 nt
Organism: Glycine soja
Lineage: Eukaryota; Viridiplantae; Streptophyta; Magnoliopsida; Fabales; Fabaceae
Exons: 1
Coding region: 1-882 (293 amino acids)
Biological process (GO): DNA integration
Molecular function (GO): nucleic acid binding
Source: RefSeq, a predicted model, not a curated record
AUGGGCCCUUUUCCUUCAUCAGUAGGGAAUGAGUAUAUUCUAGUGGCUAUUGAUUACGUAUCUAAAUGGGUGGAAGCUAUGGCCACUGCAAGGAAUGAUGCUAAAACUGUGGUGAAAUUUAUCAAGAAAAAUAUUUUUUCUCGAUUUGGAGUACCUCGAAUACUGAUCAGUGAUGGUGGUCCACACUUCUGUAAUACCCAACUCCAAAAGGUAUUGGGACAAUACCAUGUGAAUCAUAGAGUGGUGUCCCCUUACCAUCCACAAACUAAUGGGCAAGUCGAAGUCUCUAACCGAGAAUUAAAGAAAAUACUAGAAAAAACAGUGGCAUUAAUUAGAAAAGACUGGUCAUCCAAAUUGGAAGAUGCAUUGUGGGCCUAUAGAAUUGCAUACAAAACUCUAAUUGGGCUAUCUUCGUUUCAAUUGGUAUAUGGCAAAUCAUGUCAUUUACUAGUUGAAAUGGAACAUAAGGCAUAUUGGGCUCUGAAAUUUAUGAACUUUGAUGAGAAGGUAUCUAGAGAGCAGAGAAAGAUCCAGUUACUGGAACUAGAAGAAAUGCGAUUAACAGCUUAUGAAUCUUCGCGACAUUACAAAGAAAAGGUGAAGAUGUAUCACGAUAAGAAGUUGUUGAAGAGAGAAUUCAAACCAGGACAAGAAGUACUAUUGCUUAAUUCAAGAUUGAAAUUAUUUCCUGGUAAGCUGAAAUCCAAAUGGUCUAGACCCUUUGUUAUUAAGAAAGUUCGAUCUUACGGUGAAAUAGAGCUGUAUGACCCACAAUCUCAGGAUCCUGAAAGGACAUGGGUUGUCAAUGGCCAAAGGCUAAAACUGUAUCAUGGAAAAAAAUUUAGCAAGACACAUAACACUAUUCAUUUGAUCGCCAAGUGA